Messenger RNA from Rubroshorea leprosula, 2876 nucleotides. The record is from the annotation of a GenBank genome assembly. NCBI's taxonomy places the organism in Eukaryota, Viridiplantae, Streptophyta, Magnoliopsida, Malvales, Dipterocarpaceae.
GGCAAUUUUUAACUUGGAAGCUAGAAGGCAGAGUUGACUACGACAUCUCUCCCACAUACCACUCAAAGUCCAUAGAUUUUAAUUGAGGCUCCAAGGACUCAUCAUUCUAACGGACACACUUUUGAUCUGCAAGUUGAGGAAGAAUGGGAAGAAGAGCAACAGCGGUCGCCCUUCUCUGUUUUUGGUGUUUUCUGAUUGCUUCUUAUGCCGCUAAUGAUACUCUAGAGCAAGGUAGGCCGCUCAGAUAUUGGCAGCAACUGGAAUCACCCAAUAAACGAUUCAAGUUAGGUUUCUUCGUGCCUUACUGGCAACAGGAUUCCGGUUCUGUUGAUCAAUCUUUCUUGGGAAUAUGGUACGACGAAGAAAAUUGGUCCCAAGAUGGCGAAGAAGACUUUCCAAGGAUUUCCUUGCCACCUGUAUGGGUUGCAAACCGAGACGACCCAAUCUUGAUGCGUUUGGGAGUUCUCUCCGUUGGCAGCAAUGGAGACCUCCAGAUUUCAUCUGCUGAAACAAAGGUGAUCGCUACCUUGUACUCAACUCCAGCUUCGAUUAACGCCAGUGCCACUCUGCAGGAUGAUGGUAACUUCGUACUGCAGGAGCUGGAUUCAGAUGGAUCUGUGAAGCGGAUUCUGUGGCAAAGCUUUGAACAUCCCACCGAUACUCUUCUUCCGGGCAUGAAACUGGGAAUUACAACAAAUCUUACAUCGUGGAAGAGUUACAAUUCACCUGCCUCAGGCUCUUAUACCCUCCAUGUGGAUCCCAAUAAACAACAACUCGUCAUACGGGAGCAAGGGGUCGAAAUCUGGAGUAGCGGAAAUUGGCGAGAGAGCAGUUUUGACUUUCAAUCUUUUUCUGGGAUUGAUUAUGGUUUGAACUUUAGUUUCUUUCAAAAUGGAACCCAAACUUACUUCACUUACACAUACACUGCAAGGCACAGCUAUUCUUAUUUCCCAGGAAUAAGAAUAGGCAUUGGUGGUCAGCACGACAUGUUAUCUGGUAGCGAGGACUACUGGCUCCCAUCAACUUUAUGUUCUCAACCUUACAACGCCAAAAACUACAGCAAAUGCAUAAGGCAAACUCUUCCCAUGUGCAGGAGAAAUUUUAAGGUUCAAAUUUUCUCACAACAUUAUGGAUCAAUGUCCAGAGGUGGAUUCACAAUAGAGAACAGUGACGACCCGACUGUUGUGGGUUGUAGAAAUAAAUGCUUGUUAAACUGUAAUUGUCUUGCUUAUGCUGCAAUCAAUCAUCAGGACAAUAACAAGACUGGCUGUGAAAUUUGGACAUCAAGAGCAGAAUUAAAACCAGCGCCCGAUGGGCAAGGCCGUGUCAUUUACAUCCUUCAUUCCAAAGGUGAGUUUACUUUAUUCUCCAAAGUGCCUACUUAUAGCAUAUUAAUUGACAUAUUGCUGCUUAGAUGUUUUGGUGGUAAAGAAUCUAAAGAUGUUAGUCAAUUGAUUGCAGAGAACAGAUGGUUACUUUGGCUUACUUUUGUAGUUGGAGCAAUGAUGAUCCUACCCGCUUUGUGCUCUAUCUGCUAUGUCAUCUGGAGACAAAGCACAUCAAAUGGUGAUGAAAACAUUAAGCAGAGGACACUAUUAAGAGAACUGGAAGGUGGUGAAGCGAGUUCUAUCUCAUUUGGAAAACCAAGUAGUCUUAAGAAAGAUGGAAAUAAUGAGCUGCAGGUGUUCAGCUUCGAAAACAUUGUCUCUGCAACAAACUAUUUUUCACUUGCAAAUAAGCUAGGAGAGGGUGGCUUUGGACCAGUUUAUAAGGGAAUAUUACAUGAUGGGCGAGAAGUAGCAAUAAAGAGACUCUCCACAGGUUCAGGACAAGGAGUAGCAGAAUUCAAGAACGAAGCUGUACUAAUUGCAAAGCUUCAGCAUACUAAUCUUGUGAGGCUUCUAGGCUUUUGCAUUCAAGUAGAAGAAAAGAUAUUAAUCUAUGAGUAUAUGCCAAACAAAAGCUUGGACCACUUUCUCUUUGAUCCUAACAAGAAGAAAAUGUUGAAUUGGAAGAGACGAUUCAUUAUCAUUGAAGGGAUUGCUCAAGGGCUACUUUAUCUACAUAAAUAUUCAAGAUUGAAAGUCAUUCACAGAGACUUGAAGGCUAGCAACAUUUUACUUGACAACGAAAUGAAUCCGAAAAUAUCUGAUUUUGGGAUGGCUAGAAUAGUUGGACUAAAUGAAUCUGAAGCAAAUACAAACAGAGUUGUUGGAACAUAUGGGUAUAUGUCUCCAGAAUAUGUCUCCCAAGGCAUUGUUUCAUUCAAAACUGACAUGUUUAGCUUUGGAGUUCUAUUGCUGGAGCUUCUAAGUGGGAGGAAGAAUACUACACGUUGUCAUCCUGACCUUCCUCUCAAGCUUACAGGAUAUGCGUGGCACCUAUGGAAUGAAGGUAGAGGUUUAGAGUUAAUGGAUCCUAGCGUGGAUGAAGUUUGCCCUUAUAAUCAAAUAUUAAGAUGCAUCCAUAUUGGCCUCUUGUGUGUACAAGAUCAUGCUGAAGAUAGACCCACCAUGUUUGAUGUUGUGGCAAUGCUUUCUAACGAGACAAUUCCGCUGCCAGAACCAAAAAGCCCAGGUUUUUUCACCACCAGUGCGGUUCAGGAAGAAGCAGGUGUUCUUGGAAUUGGGUCAGAGAUCUGUUCCAUAAAUGAAGCAUCAAUUUCAUUGAUGGAAGCUAGAUGAUUGAGAGACAGUAACUGACUCUGCUAUGACUACAAAUGUUAGCAUUAUGUUACUUCUGUAUACAGGUUUUAUUUUGUAAUUCUAAUACUAACAUAUGUAUAAACUGAAUAAUGUUGAAAUUCUGAACCAAACGAUCUUUUGUUUCCUAUCAAUUCUACAUAGCCAAACAGAGUAUAAAACUUUGCCUGAGAA